Molecule: messenger RNA, 1506 nt
Organism: Acaromyces ingoldii
Lineage: Eukaryota; Fungi; Basidiomycota; Exobasidiomycetes; Exobasidiales; Cryptobasidiaceae
Product: acyl-CoA dehydrogenase/oxidase C-terminal
Exons: 5
Coding region: 1-1506 (501 amino acids)
Molecular function (GO): oxidoreductase activity, acting on the CH-CH group of donors
Source: RefSeq, a predicted model, not a curated record
AUGCGCAUCGAGGAGGUCCACGCCCACACGCCCUUUACGAUCGGCGACAGCUGGUCGAGCGAUCCGGCGCUUCGACAAAGCGUAGGUCGCUACGUUUUAUCAAAUAUCCGAGACACGGGUUCUGAAGAAGCGACGCGCAUCUUUGACUCGCUCGCGGCCUUCUCAAGGACGAGCGCGACGGACGCGCGGGCGCUGGCAGCUCUGUGCGAUCGUCCGGGCACCCACCCUCGGUUGGUGCAGUACGACGAGUGGGGAAAAAGGGUAGACCGUGUGGAGACGAGCGAAGGCUGGAGAGGUCUGAAGGACUUCAUCACAAGACACGGCCUUGUUGGCGAAGGCUAUGGCGAGAAAGGACAGGAAUCUUGGCUGCGAGGUCCAGAGAGCCUCGGCGGCCGUGCCAAGCUCGGCAAUCUUGCACGCCUUUACGAGUUCGUGCGUUUGUUGAUCUUCGCUCCCGACUCGAGGGUCAGCCUCUGCCCCUUCUCCAUGACCGACGGUGCAAUCAGGACUCUGGAGCUCUACGGGACACCCGAACAGCAGGACAAAUACCUCCCGAAGCUCUUGUCAAGGGACCCAAACGAGUCUUGGCAGACGGGGCAAUGGAUGACUGAGACGAUCGGAGGCUCAGACGUUGGCAUGACAGAGACCCGCGCUGCCCCUCUGAUGGAUACCGGCCGCCCUGCAAAGGCAGGAGACCUGUACCUCGUGAAUGGCUUCAAAUGGUUCUCAUCAGCCAUCGAUGGGCACGGGUCUCUUGCACUGGCACGCACGAAUCCCGACAACUCCGUUGGAUCCAAAGGCCUGUCGCUCUUCAUCGUUCCCCUCCAUAAAAAGAACCGUCCAGCCAUCCCGGCUGGUGCAUCGUAUGUCGAGGAGACGGCCGCUUCGAGCCCCUUCAACGGGAUCAAGGUCCAUCGUCUCAAGGAAAAGUUCGGCACGCAAAAUGUGCCCACCGCCGAGUUGGAGCUCAGCAAUGCUGUUGGCGAGCUUAUUGGCCAAGAAGGCCGAGGGGUGGCCCAGAUCGCUUCUGUGCUCAACAUCACCCGACUCUACUGUGCCACCAACUGUGUCUCUGCGGUUGGCCGUGCCCUCCAGAUCGUUGAUUCCUACUCGCACACACGGGUUGUCGGUGUCCGUGGCAAGCCAAAGCUGCUCAAAGACAUCCCUAUGCAUGCAGACCGGCUUGCGCGCGUGGCUGUAUGCUACCGCGCCCUGCUCCAGCUUUAUCUCUCUACGACGCUCCUCCUCGGCAAGUCAGAGACGGGCUCGGCCUCAGACCGCGACAAGCGGAGGCUUCGCAUCCUCACGCCGACUGUCAAAGCCUUCACCUCUUAUCGUGCGACGGAAGCAAUUGCGCAAUGCAUCGAGGCGAUGGGUGGGCAGGGCUACAUGGCCGAAAACCCAAUGACAGAGGCGUUGAGGGACACGAUGGUGGAGCGCAUCUGGGAGGGAACGCCAAGCAUCCUCAGCCUCGACGUGGCAAGGAGGCGUCGUUGUCCGUCUUGA